AUGUCAUCAACAGCAUAUGCAUUUGCAAGCACUCAGUUCAGCAUUUACGCUGGCUUGCCUAUCUUUUGCCUUGGCAUUAUCGGUAAUCUGAUCAAUCUUGGUGUAUUAUUCUCAGCUCGCUCAGUACCAUGUUCAUUUUUCUUGUUAAUCUCUUCGUUUUUCAAUAUAAUCGCUCUCUCAACCGGUCUUCUUCCACGAGUACUGUCCACUGGUUUCAACAUCGAUGCCUCAUCAACAAAUACUAUCUGGUGCAAAAGUCGUCUAUUUUUUUCUUACAUAGGUACUCUCGCUUCUAUCACAUGCAUCUGUUUUGCAUCGAUUGAUCGAUGUCUAAUGUCGUGUCGAGAUGUCACAUGGCGCAACCGGAGUACACUGAGAGCAUCGAAGAUUGCGAUCAUGAUUGCAGUCUUAGUUGUUAUAGGGAUGAAUAUUCCUUAUUUAGUUUACUUUACAAUUGUCGAAACGAAAACAGCAACUGGAAAUAUUACAAAACGAUGUUCACUGACAAAUUCCAACUUUGUUCUGUAUGAAAACUAUGUUCUUCGACCGAUUUUUCUUAGUAUUCUGCCUGGCAUAACAUUGAUGAGCACUGGCUUCUUCACUUAUCGUAACAUUACGUCAAUAACUGGGGUUCGAUUACGUGGAACAUUUCAACGAAAUUUAACCUCGAUGAUUCUCUUACAAAUCUUCGUCGUUGUCAUUCCAAUCGUACCAUUUGCAACGAUGAAUAUUUAUUUAACAAUCACAUCAUCAGUAGUUAAAACAUCGAUUCAAGUAGCACAAGAAACGUUAGCUUCUGAUAUCGGAAAUAUUAUUCUAUAUGUUAGUUAUGCAUCAAAUUUCUAUGUCUAUCUCAUUUCAGCAUCGUCAUAUCGUAAGAAUUUUGUAAAAUUGGUUCUGCUUCAUCAAGUACCCAAACAAUGGAAUAGUCCUCUUGGAAUUAUGACAAGAGAACAAGGCGAAAGGUGCAUAGCUUGA
Messenger RNA from Adineta ricciae, 978 nucleotides. Lineage: Eukaryota; Metazoa; Rotifera; Eurotatoria; Adinetida; Adinetidae. The record is from the annotation of a GenBank genome assembly.